This is a messenger RNA of Trametes versicolor FP-101664 SS1, 687 nucleotides long. RefSeq lists its product as uncharacterized. Lineage: Eukaryota; Fungi; Basidiomycota; Agaricomycetes; Polyporales; Polyporaceae. The transcript has 5 exons. The annotation marks the transcript as partial. The record is from RefSeq and is a predicted model, not a curated record.
CCAUGUCUCGGACGGCCCCUCGCACAACUUCGCUGCUGUGCUGCCUCUUCCUCCUACUUCUUAAUGCCCCGUCGGUCUUGGCCGUACUGGGGAAUAAGUGGGAGGCAACCAACUUCUGCAAAUGCAUAUGCUUUGGAUCAAACUACACCAUCCUCCGGAUGGACAUCCCUGACGACCCGAGCAAGCCGUGCCUGUCAUGCACGAAGCUCUGGUGUCAACAGCAGAACCUACCUAGGUGCGCGGGUGCCUCCAUCGGGGACGCCAACCCCGAUACUGCCACCGGCAAAGAGGGGGACAUCGAGGCUCGUUGUUUCCAGCGUGACUCUCCCCGGGACCAGCUCGUCGUCACUCUCUUCCUCCUAACGGUCUUCGGCCUCCUUCUCGGCGCCGGCAUCAAGGGCAGGAUGCUCAAGGCCGGCUUCGACACGACCCUGCCGUGGGCGAACAGCAGGCGGUGGUGGGAGGCAUUUGUUCCCCAACGGCAGCCGGAGGAUAUCCGGCUCAGCGAUGCGGGCCACUCGCGCAAUGCUGCCGCCAGGGACCAUCGGGGAGACUAUAUCAGCGUAUCCGACUCACCGCCGAACGCGUGAUGCGCAGCGUGGAGGACUAUGUUCAGGGUCGGACUGGACGCUAUAGGUACAGCUGUAUCAUAUUUCGCGCUACUUUAGCAGCUAGAUGCUCUAAUCA